AUGGAUAGUCAACUACUGAUAAUGAAGAACUUGAAAGAAAGUGUCAAUUGGGAGAUUGAAAAACAGCGUGUUGAGUUACUCGAUAAAUUGGACGAUCUGAUCUCGACAUGGAAGGGCCCACUGCCCGACCUCCUAGACGUCUUUCGCUCCGAAGAAAUCGAGCGUCUUCUCGUGGAUUCGAUAAGUUACGAGCCAAAGGAAGAAAAGUUUUUCAUUCGUUUUUCAUUCAUUCGUUUCGUCGCUGACAGCGGCUACAAAGACAGGCUCGAGGAGGGCGAGUCAUCGUCGCGCCGCACCACAGCGCUGCAUCUGGCGGCUAGACGCAACGAAAUCGUAAUUGAUUGCGAGCUCUUUCGAGAAUACAACUCCAUCAUGAUCUUGAAACUUAUUCAAAUUUACGACAGAUGCGACGUGAAUUACGUCGAUGAAUUCGGAUUGACGCAUUUCCAUGUGGCCUGCCAUUACGGCUGCGCCGACGUGGUAGAGAAAUAUCUCGAGCUCGGCGAGGAUCCAAAUUGCCUCCUCGUGGGAAAGGGUGAUUCUCCGCUACAUUUGGCCCUGUACGGACGUCACGUCGAAGCGGCACAAGCGCUGGUGAGAGCCGGCGCCGAUCCAAAUUUUGCCAACGCGACGGGAAUGACGGCUCUGCACAUCAUAUGCCAACGGGCGAAAGGCCCCUUUGACCUCGCCAUGUUGAAGACGUUGCUCGAGCUCACUCACGACAAAUAUCGGCCCGUGCAAGUCAAUGCUCGCGACGAGUUCGGUAAAACACCGCUGCAUUAUGCUGUAGAGCAACUAGAUGAAAAAUUGUUCGAAAUCUUAUUGAAAAAUGAGGCAGAUUCACAUUUAUCCGACUACGAGGGAUUAACACCUUUGCAUAUUAUUUUCAAGACACCGCGUCGACAAUACUCUAGAACCUUCAAGAAUAUGUUACUUGCGAUCUUCAAGAAGAUAAGUUCGCCGGAGCAAAUCAACGCCCAGGACAAAUUGGGUAAAACGCCGCUUCACUAUGCUCUGGAGCAGCAACAGGCUGAAUUCUUCGAAAUCCUUGUGGAAAACGGGGCUAAUCCAAAUUCGGCUGACUUCGAAGGAUUGACUUCCUUGCAUAUUAUCAUCAAACAAAAUUGGGGCAGUAAAAACUACGAGUCCUUUACCAAUAAAUUUUUUGAUAUCAGCCGGGCAAAAGGUCAGCCGGUGCAAAUUGAUGCCCGGGACAAGAAGGGCCAGACACCACUUCACUAUGCCGUGGUCAAGAGGAAUGAACAAAUCGUAAAAUGGUUGCUGGAAAAAGGUGCCGAUGCGACUUUGGCAGACACAGAGGGAUUGACACCUCUUCAUAUUACUUGCGACUCCCUCGUGGCACAUUACAUCCUUCAGAUUAGUAGCAAAAAACAGCAGAAAGUGCAGGUAAACGCCCAGGACAAGUUGGGCCGGACACCGCUUCACUAUGCUGUGUGUACGGACCGCAGAAACUAUGUAACGAUGCUGCUGGCAAAAGGCGCCGAUCCUAAUUCGGCCGAUUCAGAAGGAGUCACGCCUCUGCAUAUUAUUUGCCAGAAAAAGUACGAUGACGGAAUGGCGGAAUUUUUCUUCGAGAUUUGCAAACAAAUAAAUCGAACGGUCCAGGUCAACGUCCGAGAUAUGUUGGGCCGGACACCGAUGCAAUGGGCUGUGGCUCAAUUUUCGCCAAGUGCCGUUGAUGUGCUCUUGGCUCAUGGUGCCGAACUAUCUGGUUUCGUUUUUCCUACUGGGAGUCGCUUCGACAGAAAAUUUAAAGGGCGAAGUGCUUGUAGUAAAAUUCAAGUGGAUUGGAAAUUAAAAUUAGCGUCCGGUGCUCUAAUGAUCGUCGAGCGCCUCCAAAAUGCAGGAUACGAAUGGAACCGAGACGACGCCCUAGAAAUUAUGAAAUUAUUCAAAAAGUACGGAAUGUUCGAGCAAUUGGAAGAAAUGGAAAAACGUUGGUACGUUGGCGAGAGGUUUACGAGUGCAGCAAAAAAGAUAAUGAUCGUUCCUAGUCUGUCACUCUACGAUCUUAUACGGUUGCGACCCGAAGAGGCGGACAAACACGCCCUCACGUUUGAGGACUACUACUCGAUCGAAAUGCAUCGACUACCUCUCAGGUCUAGGAAGGCUUGCUCUGCACAUCUGGCCGAGAAAGUAGCGAGAGGAUUUUUCCGUGCUUGGGCCCUGGAACCUUUCACGCAGCUGAUACACUGGCGAUUGCCGCAGGAGAACUGCGAAAUGAUCCUCGAAAAAUCGCUCAUGAAUAAAGAUUUUUAUAAUAUUUGCUUGGCGGCAACAGGCCAAAGCACGUGA
Messenger RNA from Trichogramma pretiosum, 2316 nucleotides. Its product is annotated as tankyrase-like. The record is from RefSeq and is a predicted model, not a curated record. NCBI's taxonomy places the organism in Eukaryota, Metazoa, Arthropoda, Insecta, Hymenoptera, Trichogrammatidae. Gene Ontology annotation, molecular function: protein binding. Bases 1 to 2316 code for a protein of 771 amino acids. The transcript has a single exon.